AUGUAUCCAUUUACUGCUGUGGUGAAUGUUUUACUUUUCCUCUACACAGAAGAGCUGUUGGGUUGGAUUCUCGCCACGUGCUGUAAGCGUUGCUGCUGCCGUGGUCCCUGCGGCCGGCAUUCAUCCAGUUUGGUGCCCGAUAUUCACUUUGACAGUGACAGCUAUGUGAGCCGUGAACAACUUGUUUCCGAGAGGAUUGAGAGCAACAGCGUGAUUACUACAACGGGGUUUUGCGCAGUAGUUAGAGCCAUUGCAUGUGCCACGGUGACGGGGCUUCCUCCCGGAAUGGCGCCAUACACGGUUGCCGCAUCAACUGCUGCUGAUGUUUAG
Molecule: messenger RNA, 330 nt
Organism: Trypanosoma rangeli
Lineage: Eukaryota; Euglenozoa; Kinetoplastea; Trypanosomatida; Trypanosomatidae
Exons: 1
Coding region: 1-330 (109 amino acids)
Source: RefSeq, a predicted model, not a curated record